Messenger RNA from Blepharisma stoltei, 1189 nucleotides. Lineage: Eukaryota; Ciliophora; Heterotrichea; Heterotrichida; Blepharismidae. The record is from the annotation of a GenBank genome assembly.
AUGAAGCACGCAAGCCUGAUACUACUUUUCAUAGCUUCAUUGGCCUGGACUAUGGAAACUUCAAGUUGCUCAAAAUUAGUUUGUGGCAGUGCUGGAAGUUCUACUUCAGGAGCUUGUGUAACUGUGACUGAUAAAACUGUCACUCUUAACCCUUGCCCAAGUGCCUCAUCAUGCGGCGGUAAUAGUCAAUUUUAUGGAGCAGCUAAUCACACUUCUGCAGAUUGUAGCCCUGAUUCUUCACCAAGCUCAAGUGAAACUACAUGCCCAGAUUCCUCUAAAGCAGGUAUGCGCUGUUAAAUUGGAUUCUUAUUUUUCUGAGAAUUCAGUUAUUAUUAAACUAUUAAUAUUCAGACAUCAUAAUUUAUUCAAUCUAGUGCAGUAUACCCUAAAUACUUAUGAAUACUGCUGCCAAAAUUCAGAUUGCUACAGCAAAAAUUGUGACUCCUCCAAGCAUUGUGUAGGAGUUCCUUCACGUCAAACCUGCUCAUCAGAUUCUCAAUGUGAGCCCAAUUAUUUUUGUUCCAGCAGUGAAUGCAUAAAAUGUUAUAGCGAAGGCGACUCAUGCACUGGAGAUGUCCAGUGCAAGCUUGGAUAUGGCUGCAAUUACAAUGAAUGUACAAGAUAUUGGUCCUUAGAUAACGGCUCAUCAACACAAAGUGCAGUUUUUUGCAAAUCAAACUUCAUGUAUAAAAACUAUUGUGACAGCGCUGAUAUUUAUGUACAAUCAGACAAGCUUUCAGAUCCAUGAAAAUGCACAGUCGGGGAUACCUGCACUUACAAAUAUAAUUUUAAUGGAGCGACUAUAGGAACACAAAGCUGCUUAUGUGAUGGUAAAGGAAGCACAACAGGAUAUUGCCCAAUUUCAAAUAGUUUUAAUUUGAAAGGAUUCGAUGAUAAGUUUUACCCGAGAUUUGCAUACACAAAUGGAGACUGUGCUGGCAGCUAUGGAAGAAAAACGGAUUUAGCAAAUGAUUUAAGUAGACUUGUUUAUUGCAAUUCUAUUGAUCAGGAUGGAUAUAAUUAUUAUAGCAGCAUGGUAUCAAUUAAGAAAGCUUGGCCACUUUAUAGCUCUGGAGAAAUUGAUAAAUGUGCGUUGGAUAUGAAAAUUUUUGAUCCGUCUUAUAGUAUGGGUUCAUGGAGUAGUGGCGAAAUGCUUCUAAUUUCUAGUUUAUUUAUGAUCUUUAACUAA